GAGAAAAUGGACAACUCUUUCUUCGACAGGAAUCUUAUUUGUUUCAUAUCAUGCAUAAUUUUGAUUACAAAUUUAUGUGCUGGAUUGAAACUUGAUGAAGGUCAGAUACUUUCACCGAACUACCCAAACCCUUACCCAAGUGCAAAAGCUUGGAUCCACAAAUUAUCAGCCAAGACGGGAAACAUCAUCCAUUUAAUGGUUAAUGACAUGGACAUCCCUGAUGUCGACACCUUGUUUAUCAAGGAUGGGAGCUCCUGUGACAGCGUAUUUGACUUCAGUAACGAAAUAGCCCAAUUUGAGGGAAAGAUGGACCCUUCCGAGUUACCCUUUAUGGCGUUCAGCAUGGAGGAAAGCGUCUGUCUGUAUCUGAAGAGGGUCGUUGGAGGCGGGAAGUUCAAUAUCACAUACAAUGCCUUCCCAAAAUGCACUGGCACUGUACCUUACCUCAAAGGAAGCAUAGUCAGUCCAAACUACCCACACCGGCAGUAUUCAAGGUGGGCAAACUGUAGAUGGCGUCUCAGCGCCUCAAAGGGGCAAAUCGUCAGAUUCGAUGUCAUCGACCUCGGGGUUAAAACCACGAGUGAUUGCAUUGGAGAUUACCUUCAAAUCACAGGUUUAGAUCCAAAGGUUUAUCAGUCAGGGAAGGUUAGACUCUGCGGACAAAUUGGGAAUCAACCAGUGAAGGUGUUUGAAACGGUUGGGAGCGAGGUGGCUGUUGAGUUUGUUUCCGACUGGUUAACAACGGAUAAAGGCUUCUGGUUACAGUUUGAAGUUCUAGGUUGCAAGCAUUGGGAACUGGUAAUAAAGGAAGGCACCCCGCCUCCUCGCCUGCUGAACCCAGCCUCAUACUACAACGACGGGUACAUAGCAAAGUUCAUGUGUCCAAGGGGCUACGUAUUUAAGAAUGGUGUCAAAGAACUGCCUUUUGUCUGUCAAAAAAAUAGGACAUGGACUGGAUAUAGAGAUCAGUGUGAAGAAAUCGUGUGUGGCUUCCCAGCAAGUCCAGCAUCUGGUUUUGUCAUUUUCACCAACGGCGACAAGUUUGAAAGUGUGGCUACGUACACUUGCAAGAACGGCUCGACGAUGAUCGGGGAAAACACGAGAAUCUGUGGAGAGAAUGGCAUUUGGAUUGGGACGUUACCAUUUUGCAAAGGUGCUGAGACCGAAGAAUGUGGGGAUCCCGGGGAUCCACCUCACGGUUUCAAACUCAACGAAGAUUCGUCCGAUAGUGAGACAAACCUGAGAAGCUACCCGUUCGGAACUGUGAUCAGUUAUGCCUGUGAUGUUGGGUACAUUCUUGCAGUUGGUGAAAAUAGGACCUGCCUGUUGAGCGGGACAUGGAGUGGAGAGGAAACCAAAUGCAAUAUUGUGAGAUGUCCUUCCGACCUUGCCACACCAGCCAACGGCACGAUAGAGAUACCAGACAAUACCGAGUACGGUGCGAUUGUGACGUAUUCAUGCGACAGUGGGUUUGAGCUGAUAAACGGCAACGAAGCAAGGCAGUGUCAACCCAAUGCAAGGUGGAGCGGACAAGCACCACUCUGUAAAAUUCUGGGUUGCAAACAUUGGGAACUGGUAAUAAAGGAAGGCACCCCGCCUCCUCGCCUGCUGAACCCAGCCUCAUACUACAACGACGGGUACAUAGCAAAGUUCAUUUGUCCAAGGGGCUACGUAUUUAAGAAUGGUGUCAAAGAACUGCCUUUUGUCUGUCAAAAAAAUAGGACAUGGACUGGAUAUAGAGAUCAGUGUGAAGAAAUCGUGUGUGGCUUCCCAGCAAGUCCAGCAUCUGGUUUUGUCACUUUCACCAACGGCGACAAGUUUGAAAGUGUGGCUACGUACACUUGCAAGAACGGCUCGACGAUGAUCGGGGAAAACACGAGAAUCUGUGGAGAGAAUGGCAUUUGGAUUGGGACGUUACCAUUCUGCAAAGGUGCUGAGACCGAAGAAUGUGGGGAUCCCGGGGAUCCACCUCACGGUUUCAAACUCAACGAAGAUUCGUCCGAUAGUGAGACAAACCUGAGAAGCUACCCGUUCGGAACUGUGAUCAGUUAUGCCUGUGAUGUUGGGUACAUUCUUGCAGUUGGUGAAAAUAGGACCUGCCUGUUGAGCGGGACAUGGAGUGGAGAGGAAACCAAAUGCAAUAUUGUGAGAUGUCCUUCCGACCUUGCCACACCAGCCAACGGCACGAUAGAGAUACCAGGCAAUACCGAGUACGGUGCGAUUGUGACGUAUUCAUGCGACAGUGGGUUUGAGCUGAUAAACGGCAACGAAGCAAGGCAGUGUCAACCCAAUGCAAGGUGGAGCGGACAAGCACCACUCUGUAAAAUUCUGGGUUGCAAACAUUGGGAACUGGUAAUAAAGGAAGGCACCCCGCCUCCUCGCCUGCUGAACCCAGCCUCAUACUACAACGACGGGUACAUAGCAAAGUUCAUGUGUCCAAGGGGCUACGUAUUUAAGAAUGGUGUCAAAGAACUGCCUUUUGUCUGUCAAAAAAAUAGGACAUGGACUGGAUAUAGAGAUCAGUGUGAAGAAAUCGUGUGUGGCUUCCCAGCAAGUCCAGCAUCUGGUUUUGUCACUUUCACCAACGGCGACAAGUUUGAAAGUGUGGCUACGUACACUUGCAAGAACGGCUCGACGAUGAUCGGGGAAAACACGAGAAUCUGUGGAGAGAAUGGCAUUUGGAUUGGGACGUUACCAUUCUGCAAAGGUGCUGAGACCGAAGAAUGUGGGGAUCCUGGGGAUCCACCUCACGGUUUCAAACUCAACGAAGAUUCGUCCGAUAGUGAGACAAACCUGAGAAGCUACCCGUUCGGAACUGUGAUCAGUUAUGCCUGUGAUGUUGGGUACAUUCUUGCAGUUGGUGAAAAUAGGACCUGCCUGUUGAGCGGGACAUGGAGUGGAGAGGAAACCAAAUGCAAUAUUGUGAGAUGUCCUUCCGACCUUGCCACACCAGCCAACGGCACGAUAGAGAUACCAGGCAAUACCGAGUACGGUGCGAUUGUGACGUAUUCAUGCGACAGUGGGUUUGAGCUGAUAAACGGCAACGAAGCAAGGCAGUGUCAACCCAAUGCAAGGUGGAGCGGACAAGCACCACUCUGUAAAAAGUUAUCGUGCAAUCUUCCUGAGAAACCUUGGCAUGGAAAUCUUCAAAUCUACCAUGACCCUACCAAGGGAAACUUCGGUAUCUUCACCUGUGAUGUUGGCUAUGCACUAAUGGGUCAGAAUACAACCACCUGUACAGUCAAAGGCACUUGGACGAAUCCAACACCCAUAUGCGAAGCCAUAUCGUGUCCUGAUUUGAGGAACAGAACCUUUACUAAUGUUGUCGUCUCUGACCUUCACGGCGAAACGUUUGGGAGCACAGCUCACUUUCUCUGCAAUAAAGGUUUCUACUUCGACGCGAAUUUGACCAAGUCGUCACAAGUGGUGAUUUGCCUUGGGAACCGCACGUGGAGUGUUGAUAUUACUGGUUGUCCUUUCGCAGCAACGUCGCCUGAUCCAGCAAAACAACCUGGGGAUAAUAUAACAAAAACUGGGAUGUAUGUAGGGAUCGCGGUUGCUGGCGUUACAUUUCUUAUUAUAAUAGCACUGAUCUCCGCCUAUGUUGUUCGCAAAAGGAAACCGGGACGGGCAGAUCAUGAAAAGAACUUUGAUAAUCCGAUGUACACCGUCGAUGAUCAUGGUAUAGGACAGGUUAGAAUUGGUGAGGACUGGAACAAAAACCCGACCUAUAAGGACUCGGACAGGGCUUGCACGGACGGUAUCUAUGACAGGCCUCCGAACUCGGCUGGAUGGUCUUUGUGAUCAUGAUAGGCCGGGGACAGCGGGUACGGAGUCUAUGGCAAUGUAAGCCUAAGCGACGCCAAUCCAUUCAAUCGGUUAUCAGAAGUCGAAGAGGAAGGGGAUAAAUGACAACAAGUGUAUGAAUUGUGGUAAAGGUGAUACUGUUUACUUGCCGACUAGUAUAGUUGCCUCGAUACUGCGGAGAGAAAUAUAUGACUGGAGUUGAUAGGAUGUGAUGUAGACACUUGGGUCGACAAGAGAAACACUGCACAGAGAACAUCUUGUGAUGAUGUCAGUAUCCGAAGUCGAUGUCUACUAGACAUCUAUCUAACAAAAUGUCUAAUCGAUAUCAACUGGUUUAUAUCCAGUGUCUAAUGAAGCUCAAUCGGAAAAAUUCUUUUUGUAAAAAUUGUGGUAUUCAUCGAUCACUUAAAUGAUCCCAGCCUCUGCAUUUUGGUAGAGGAGUGUAAAAAGUUGAUAAAUAAAGUUAUUUGAAGGUAGUUCAUAAGUACUUGGAUCUGCCCGACUAUUCAGACGAGUAAGUGGAAGGGAACACAUGUGGAGAAGGAGGAGGUGAUCCAAAACGGCCGUUGUAAGUUUUAAAUGUCCUCGGAUAAACGAUAUCAUAUGCGCUUUUAGUCUCUGAAGUAUUCGAUCACGAGUCUGUAUAGAACUGAUCUUCAUUCGUCACCAUACGAUACAG
This is a messenger RNA of Lineus longissimus, 4486 nucleotides long. Its product is annotated as CUB and sushi domain-containing protein 1-like. The coding region runs from base 7 to 3804 and encodes 1265 amino acids. Lineage: Eukaryota; Metazoa; Nemertea; Pilidiophora; Heteronemertea; Lineidae. The transcript has 20 exons. The record is from RefSeq and is a predicted model, not a curated record.